CAGAGCCGGAGGCGGUAUCGGUGCCGCUUGGCCGCAGUACAUGAGUCCUCCGCCGCGUGGCCACUUCCAAGAGCUGACAGUGACCGGCGGCCACCAGAGCGCCCGAGUGCCCGACGUCCUUCAUGGAAAAUGGAGUGAGUGAGUAAGCAGCUCAGCACCGAAGUGUUCGACCUCGGUGAGUCAGUGGUAUACAUAGACGACACAGACUUCCAAACUCUUCUCGCCCAUUGCUGUCGGCUCGCUUGAGCUUCAGCACCGGGUCGUAAUGGCACCUAUGACCCGUGGCCGGGCCAAUCCAGUAGGAGGUGUCAUUGCAGACUUCACUUACGAGUAUUAUGCCCAGCGAGCAUCGCCGGGUGGACUAUUGAUUAGCGAAGGAACCGUCAUCGCCAAAGAAGCAGGGGGUUUUCCCCAAGUCCCAGGCAUCUACAAUCAAGCCCAUAUCGACGCUUGGAAGAAGGUCACCGCGGCUGUCCACGAAAAGGGCGGCAAGAUUGCCUGUCAGCUUUGGGCUUCUGGACGCGCAGGGAUCCAAGGAGCCAUACCCAAGAUCUUUGCCCCCAGCAAUGUACCGCUCGUCGACGGCGCCCAAGAGCUCUCCGUCAUGACUGAAGAGGACAUUGAGCGGUUCAUCGAGCAUUAUCGACAAGCAGCUGUCAAUGCCAUGGAGGCGGGCUUCGAUGCAGUAGAGCUCCACGGGGCAAACGGCUACCUCAUCGACCAAUUUGUGCAGAAAAAGACCAACCAGAGGACCGACGCCUACGCCCAGCCCACCUUCCUCUUCCCCCUCCGCGUCCUUUCCGCCGUCACCUCAUCCAUCGGUGCCCACCGCGUCGGCCUUCGCAUCUCGCCCUUCUCCCGCUUCAAAGGCAUGCGCGAUGCCGAUCCCCUCGGUACUUUCGUCCCCUACAUCACCAAGGUCCUCGAAGCGCACCCCGACCUGGCUUAUAUCCAUGCGAUAGAGCCCAGGGCAGAGGGGUUUGCGGAUGUGGACAUCGUUCAGGGAGACGACUUGCAGCCCAUCAGACGGGUGGUGCAGGAGGUUGGGAAAGGGGUCAAGUUUAUCGUCGCUGGCGGGUACACUAUGGAGAAUGCCAAGGCUCACGCUGACGAGACUGGGGAUCUCGUGGCCUUUGGGAGAUUUUUCACUUCCAACCCAGAUCUUGCCAAGAGGAUCCAGAACGGGUGGCCACUCCAGAAAUACGAUCGACCAACCUUUUACAGCCCUGGGAGAGAGGGCUAUGUCGAUUUCCUUGAAUACCAAGCCCCUCAGGCUUCCGCUUAGUUCUCCUAUUCGCUGCCGUCGGGUAUGACGGAGACUAGAAAGCUCAUUAGUUUGAAUGCAAAUGUUGCUCAGAGAUGCCAAUAUG
Molecule: messenger RNA, 1370 nt
Organism: Cryptococcus amylolentus CBS 6039
Lineage: Eukaryota; Fungi; Basidiomycota; Tremellomycetes; Tremellales; Cryptococcaceae
Exons: 9
Coding region: 266-1285 (339 amino acids)
Molecular function (GO): oxidoreductase activity; FMN binding
Source: RefSeq, a predicted model, not a curated record